AUGACUCAUGGAGAAGAGCUUGGCUCUGAUAUGCACCAGGAUCCUAUUGUUUUAACUUACCUAGAAGGAUUACUAAUGCAUCAGGCAGCUGUGAGGUCAGCUACUGUGGUGGACAAAAAGUCUUCUGGGCACAGUGAAGAGGAUCAAAAUUUCAAGAUUUCUGGAAAUAUAUUUCCCACCUGUCAAAAUAAUGGUCCAAGUCUCAACACAAAUACUUAUCAGGGAUCUGGCAUGCUGCAUCUCAAGAAAGCCAGAUUAUUACAGUCUUCUGAGGACUGGAAUGCUACAAAGAGGAGGCGCUUGUCUGAUUCAAUUGUGGAUUUAAAUGUAAAACAGGAAGCAUUGCUUGCUGGCGUGGUUGAAAAUGUGCCUAAAGGCAAACAGGAUAGCACAUUACUUGCCUCUUUGCUUCAGUCCUUCAGCUCUAGACUGCAAAGUGUUGCUUUGUCACAACAGAUUAGGCAGAGUCUCAAGGAGCAGGGGUAUUCCCUUAGCCAUGAUUCUUUAAAAGUGGAGAAAGAUUUAAAGUGCUAUGGUGUUGCAUCAAGUCACUUAAAAACUCUUUUGAAGAAAAGUAAAACUAAAGAUCAAAAACCUGUAGCUAAUCUAUCUGAUGUAACUAAAAAUCUAAUCAAAGAUGGGUUUAUAGAGUUACCCCACAGUGGACAGAGUGGAUCAAAGGUAAUAAAUGAACCCCUGUCAUGUGCUGCAAGACUCCAGGCUGUUGCAAGCAUGGUAGAAAAAAGAUCUAGUCCUGCUACUUCACCUAAACCUAGUGUUGCCUGUAGUCAGUUAGCAUUACUCCUUUCCAGUGAAGCGCAUUUGCAGCAGUAUUCUCGGGAACAUGCUUUAAAAGCACAGAAUGCAAAUCAGGUGGCAAGUGAAAGGCUUGCUGCUAUGGCUAGACUACAAGAAAGUGGACAGAAGGACCUUGGUCGUUUUCCAUUAUCAAAAGGAUUAUCAAGCCAUCAUAAUGGUGAAGCAAGAUCAUCAUCAAAUAAGUCAGUAACUGACAGAAAUAUUACAGCUUUCCAGAGUCCAAUGGGAAUCCUUCCUUCUCCUCCCAGAAAUGCAGAAUAUAAGAGCUCACUGGAAAGAAACAAUUUAAAACAAGCUACCAAUAAUAGUUUGCUUUUACAUCUUCUUAAAAGCCAGAAUAUAACUAAGCCAACUAGUGGACAGGAUCAGAAAGAGAGAGGUACCAUUUUUGAUGAGAGCAGUACGCCCACAACUAUUGAUGAAUAUUCAGAUAAUAAUCCUAGUUUUACUGAAGAUGACAGCAGUGGUGAUGAAAGUUCUCAUUCUAACUGUGUCCCCAUAGAUUUAUCUUUCAAACAUCGAAUUGAAAAACCAGAGUCCAGCCAGCCUGCCUCUCUAGAUAAUCUUACUCAAUCCUUGCUAAACACAUGGGAUCCAAAAGUUCCAGGUCUUAAUAUUAAAGAAGACAGAGACACCUCCAAAAAUUCUAAAUUGAAUUCUCACCAAAAAGUAACACUUCUUCAGCUGUUACUUGGACAUAAGAAUGAAGAAAACCUAGAAAAAACAACUGGUUCUCAGGGAUCACAAAAUGAUGUGUCAAAAUUCACUGCACAAAGUAGUAAGAGGACUCCUGUUAUAGAAAGCCCCAGUGUAAAUCGAGUUACUCCACUGAGCACUCCACCAUUACUUGCAUGUACAAAAGCAGAUUCACCUAUAAACCUUUCUCAGCAAUCUCUAGUCAAACACAACUCACCCCAGUAUGUUUGUAAUGUUCAACCCAAAAGACUGAUGAAUCCAGCAUCUAAACACUUGAUAGAUCUUACCAAAAGUAAAGAAUUGCAAGCAACUAACAAACCAAGCCGAAAUGAAAGUGCACAAAAUUCUACAACUUUCAGUGCCAGCAAGCUGUUACAGAAUUUGGCUCAGUGUGGAAUACAAUCUUCAAUAACAAUGGAAGAGCAAAGAACAUGCAAACAGCUGUUAAAUGUAAACACUGAUAAACCUGUAGGUCUGAUUGAUAGACUGAAUAGUCCUCUCCUCACACAUAAGCCAAAUAUACUUGAAGAAAAUAAUAAAGCAUUCAAUAGUCAAUCAAUAUUACCCGAACCAGGGCUCUCUGGUUCUGAAAUAGAAAAUUUGCUUGAAAGAAGGACAGUUCUUCAGUUACUACUAGGAAACUCCAACAAAAAUAAAAAUGAAAGAAAGGAAAAAAUUCCUUUAAGAGAUGGAAGUUCCCAAGAACAUACAGAUAAAACUUUAAGUGAACAAAUAUUAACAGUAAAAAUAAAAUCUGAACCUUGUGAUGAUUCACACAUCUUGCAUAAUGUGAAUGUCCACCAGAGCCAAGAUGCAAUAAGUAACAAAUUCAUAGGUGUGGUUCCUACUCUGCAGAGAAGUGCAACUGCUUCACCAGCAUCUGAGGACUUCAAAUCAGAGCCUCUUUCACCUCAGGACUUUUCUUUUUCUAAGAAUGGCCUGUUAAGUCGAUUAUUGAGACAGAAUCAGGAGAGUUACCCUGCAGAUGAUCUGGACAGAAAUAACAGGAAUAGUGAACUGACUCUUUUGGAAUCAAAGGGUCUUUACACCGUUCCCAAGAAGAGGAAGCUUCAUAUCGAACCUUCAGAAAGUCUAUUUAAAAAAAAGAUGAAAAGUAAUGUUUCUGAUGGUGCAAAUAAUCACAGUCCUAAUGAGUUAUAUGGGCCUCUGCUUAACAAACAAGAAAUGAAAUGUAACAGAAAUGAUCUUGAAUUUAAGUAUCCACCAUGUCAUGACUCAAAUAAUGAACAUGAAAAUAGGAAUUGGUCUAGAGAUAGUAAAGGCUUUAAUGUGUUGAAACAGCUGCUUCUCUCUGAAAAUUGUGUAAGAGAUUUGUCACAGCAUAGGAAUAACACUAUAACUGAUGGUAAAAAGAAAGGAAACAAAAAUAAUGUAGUCAAUAGCAAACCUGAAUUUAACAUUUCUUCUUUAAAUGGAGUCAUGAAUCAUUCUAGUCAACUCAAUAAUUGUCUAGAUAACAGGACAUUUCCAUAUUCAGUAGCAGUAAGGAGCCCUGCCAGUUCUCCCUACCAGUGUUCUCCUGAGCAUUUGGGCAGUAUGGUAUCUAGACAAGAAUCUGGGCAGUUAAGUGUGUGUCCUGUUCCCAGUGAAAAGGGACCCAUUAAGUGGGUUAUAACAGGUAUAGAUAAGAAUGAAUGUGAAAAAGACUCACCUAGACUGACUAAAACCAACCCAAUUCUGUAUUACAUGCUACAGAAAGGAGGUAAUUCUGUUAGCAGUCAAGAAGUACAUGACAAGGACAUUUGGAAUGAGUCAUUUGCAAAAAAUGCUGCACAGGUUACAGUCAAGGAAGAGUUACUUCCUGCUGCAGAGACUAACGUUUCUUUCUUUAAUUUAAGAAGCCCUUACAAUAGCCAUAUGGGAAAUGCAGCUUCCCACCCACAUAAUACAAAUGGAGAAGUUUAUGGACUCCUGGAAAAAGUAUUAACUAUAAAAAAAGAAUCUGAAUAAAAUCUACCUGCCAUCAAGAUUUUGAAUCUUUAUGUUAAACUAAUUAGUACGAACUUGAAUAUUUUAUAAAUAAGAGCAUGAUUUGAAAAUAGCAUGUUCUCAUUGAAUUUCUUUUUCUUUAUUUGGAAAAUUAUUGAUUACUGGUGAUAUUUAGAAUAGGCAUAGCUGCUUUUUGCUUUACAUUAGCUAUCACAGGGAAACUACUGAACUAGCUAGCAGUUGGUUGUAUAACACUUCUGCAUGCAUCUGAAAGCACCUGUGAAUAGUGUGGGAAUGUUUUGGUUGUUGUUUUUUUUCAACUACCAGUAAUACACAUAAAUUAAAAUGUGAAUCUGAAUCCAUGGUAGCGUUAACUCAUUUUCUUCCAAUUUGUGCACCAUAGUACCUAAUCUCAAUUUGGGGAAGCAUAAACAGUGGUUUUAUAUAUAUAUAUAUGUAUAUGUAUAUGUAUACAUAUUUCUAUAUGUAGUGUUUUUAAAGGUUUACUUUAAAAAAAAUUUGUUAAAUUGAAAAACAUAGUGCCUGCUUAUUUCUUAUUAUUCAAUCCAAAAAAGAAAAUUGAGAGAUCUGUUGAAAGUUUUCAGUUACCAAAAAAAAAAAAAAAGAAAAAAACUUUUUUUACGUCUGGUAGGUUUUUUGUUGAAUUGCUCCUAACCCAUUCCUCCCUGACUUCCCCAUGAGGAAGAUCCCCAUACCA
This is a messenger RNA of Gracilinanus agilis (Agile Gracile Mouse Opossum), 4183 nucleotides long. RefSeq names its product nuclear receptor interacting protein 1 (gene NRIP1). Gene Ontology annotation, biological process: regulation of transcription by RNA polymerase II. Gene Ontology annotation, cellular component: nucleus. Gene Ontology annotation, molecular function: transcription coregulator activity; signaling receptor binding. The coding region runs from base 1 to 3486 and encodes 1161 amino acids. The record is from RefSeq and is a predicted model, not a curated record. The transcript has a single exon. NCBI's taxonomy places the organism in Eukaryota, Metazoa, Chordata, Mammalia, Didelphimorphia, Didelphidae.